AUGAUCGAUCCCUCCAAGACCGAGGACGGUCUCCAUUUCUCAGACGCUGUAGUGGCGAUGCAGGCGAAUGUCCUGUUGAACCUGCGCUGCAACGACGUCUUGCCGAAGAUGUUCCCCAUGGACAAGACCAGCGAUCUUGUGGGGCCCAGUCUGUGUGAUGCUGUCGCGUCGGUCCUGCGCUCGGCGACCUCGCGCGCAUUCGCAUUCGUCGGCAAGUGCUCGCUCGAGACGUACAUCAUCCAGUACCACUUCUGGCUCGCGGGAGACACGAAGGGCAUCCUGAUCGUGCUUCCCGGGGCGCGCUGGCGCGCAGUGAACCUCGUCAUCACGACGACGAUGUUCAUCUACGUCUCGCACUGCGUCGCGCAGGCCACGGGCAGCCGGCGGCAUGCGGCGCUGACUCGGCCCACCGAGGAGGAGGGCCAGGAGGCGAUCUUCCUGGCACCGCAGGAUGGCGAGCCGCGGAAGGACAACGACGGGAACGUCCUCUCGCCGGAACCCGAUACGCCCAGUCUCCAGGGGUCGCAGCGUCGGUGGGUGGACCGCCUCGCGGAGGGGACGCCUGCCCAUCCGACAUCGCCGGGCUUCAGAGUGUGGUACGGCGAGACAGAGUGGAAGCCUGGCGUGAAGACGAAGAUCGCGAUUGGGAUGGCGGUGAUGUGGUUGCUGAAUAUGAUGUGGCCGUACCGCUGA
Molecule: messenger RNA, 693 nt
Organism: Sparassis crispa
Lineage: Eukaryota; Fungi; Basidiomycota; Agaricomycetes; Polyporales; Sparassidaceae
Exons: 2
Coding region: 1-693 (230 amino acids)
Source: RefSeq, a predicted model, not a curated record